Molecule: messenger RNA, 1002 nt
Organism: Zygotorulaspora mrakii
Lineage: Eukaryota; Fungi; Ascomycota; Saccharomycetes; Saccharomycetales; Saccharomycetaceae
Gene: SFK1
Product: Sfk1p
Exons: 1
Coding region: 1-1002 (333 amino acids)
Cellular component (GO): plasma membrane
Source: RefSeq, a predicted model, not a curated record
AUGUCCCGUAAACCUGGUAAUUAUUUUUUUCUCCUGCCAAUAAUUGCUUUUGUACCAUGGUAUGGUAUGUUAAUAGCGAUGCUGGCGUGUUGGGCAGGCCAGGGCCAUCCCAUAUACUGGUUCAUGAACCCGGGGCAAUUUCCGGUGUACAUAUCCGACAUUGGUGCAACUAAUCUGAACCCAUUAUUCAUCUCAUGUGCAGCUUGGCAAGGGCUAUUCUACGUUAUUACUGUAGCGUGUGAGUUUUACCAGAGAGCAGGUUAUUGGCCGUUCCAUGCCCGCCCCAGGGAUGAGGUCCCUCAGGAUGAUACUUCGUUCAAGUCGAUGAAAACUCAAUACAGUGAGUUGCUGCUGUCUGCAAAAUUUCUGAUGCCACCUUGGUACAGCAAGGAUGAAAGGAACCUCAUAUUUGCAUCGUUUGUGCUGGGGGUAAUCGGAGAACUAGGUCUAUUAUUUUGUUCGAUCUUCACUACUGCCAAGUACCAUGACGUUCAUAUGUCCAUGGUCGUGGUUUUUGUUGUGUUCAUGUGUUUAUCCAUCUGGUGCAACAUUAUAGAGUACUUCAUGAUGGGCAGGCAUUAUGCAUUACUGCACCCAUUAGCAUUCACAGACAAUGACCGCUUAACAAUUGAUGACAUAAAGUGGUAUCAGAUCAAGGGUCACGUGUGGAAUAAAUUCAUCAUCAGUGCUCUGGUCAAGUUCGUAUGGUUAGUUUUAGCCAUUGUGUGGGCAAUUUGUUUUGGUGCCAUCGAGGACAGCUCUAUCAGUGCAUGUUUUGAAUGGUUGUUGGCAUUCUGGUUUGGUGUUUAUUUCACCAACCUUUCUGUUGAUUUCUACUUGGGCGGAAGGUAUAAAAAAUCCCGUUACUUCCACCAGGUUGAAUCAUUUGCUGGCUAUUACAAGUAUGAAAACUUAGUCAACUCUCAACAGCAGCAUGCCACGGAGGAAACGGUAAGCAUCGCAGAUUCCCAAACGCCCUUGGGUGGAUACAUGCCAAAUUAA